GCGGGGGAGGGGGGAGCCCAUGGUGGGAGGAGCCUGCGCCGGGAGGAGCCUGUGAUGGGAGGGGCCGUUGAGGGGGAAGGGGGAGCCCAUGGUGGGAGGAGCCUGUGGUUGAGGAGCCUGCGGUGGGGGGAGCCCGUGGUGGGAGGAACCUGUAAUGGGCGGCAUCUGUAAUGGGCGGGGCCUUGCUGGGCAGAGCCCGCGGCGGGGGGAGCCGCCCCUCUCCUCUGUCCAGGCACUGGGUGGACCAUCCGCCAGGUCACCGGUCACUGCCUCUCUCCCAAAUUCCUCCGAGGGAUUCCCGAGGAGUGCGCUCGGACUGGGAGGUUGAGCAGGAACUCCCUCCCAGUCACCCGAGGCUCUUGCGCCCCGCCCGAAGCCGUGGGUGCGUGCGCCCGCGGAAGGGCUCCGGGACGGGAACCCCCCCCUUGGAGCCUGGCUCUUGGACCAGCCACCCGCGGUGGCCCCUAAGUCGGGGACGCGGGCCCCCAGAAGUCUGGGGCUCUCCAGGAAGCGAAACGGAUGGAAGAUUACUCGGCUCGGGGUCCUGGGUCCCCACCCCCGCCCCGCCCCCGGGCCGCAGCGUCACAAAGGCCGCUGGUCCCCAGGGCAACCCGCGGAGUGCGGAGGGAGCCUGGGCUCUGGGAAGUCCGCGCGCGGCUCCGCUUCAGAGGCAGGGCAAGUGGGCGCGGUCCUGGGGCGGCGGCGGGGGCCGGGAGAGGAGGGCUGGGGGUCUGGAGAAGGCCACUGGUUGUCAGUAGAGGUUUUUGCCCCUCAGUAUAAACUGUGUCCAGAUCUGUAGGCUGCCCAUCCAGCCCUCCAGGCAGCCUCUUCCCAGCGAGUUGUGCCCCCGAAGAAGGACAGAGGUCCAGCAUGGGGUCAGUGGGCUGAAUCCAUCCCCCGAACAUGCCACAGCCCAGGGGAGGCCAGCCUGCCUGGCAGCUGACACCCAGCCCUCCCCCCAGCUCCCGGAUAAUGAGCGCCCAUGUGGCAGGCCUGGGCCUGGACAAGAUGAAGCUGGGCAAUCCCCAGUCCUUCCUGGACCAGGAGGAGGCAGAUGACCAGCAGCUGCUGGAGCCAGAGGCGUGGAGGACCUACACUGAGCGCCGCAAUGCCCUGCGCGAGUUCCUGACCUCGGACCUGAGCCCGCACCUGCUCAAGCGCCACCACGCCCGCAUGCAGCUGCUGCGUAAGUGCUCCUACUACAUCGAGGUCCUGCCCAAGCACCUGGCCCUGGGCGACCAGAACCCGCUGGUGCUGCCUAGCGCCUUGUUCCAGCUCAUCGACCCCUGGAAGUUCCAGCGCAUGAAGAAGGUGGGCACAGCUCAGACCAAGAUCCAGCUCCUGCUGCUCGGGGACCUGUUGGAACAGCUCGACCAUGGCCGUGCUGAGCUGGACGCCCUGCUCCGGUCGCCGGACCCGCGGCCCUUCCUGGCCGACUGGGCGCUGGUGGAGCGGCGGCUGGCGGACGUGUCGGCCGUCAUGGACAGCUUCCUGACCAUGAUGGUGCCGGGGCGGCUGCACGUCAAGCACCGCCUGGUGUCUGAUGUCAGUGCCACCAAGAUCCCGCACAUCUGGCUCAUGCUGAGCACCAAGAUGCCUGUCGUGUUUGACCGAAAGGCGUCGGCGGCUCACCAGGACUGGGCCCGGCUGCGCUGGUUCGUCACCAUCCAGCCGGCCACAUCGGAGCAGUAUGAGUUGCGCUUCAGGCUGCUGGACCCGCGGACACAGCAGGAGUGCGCCCAGUGUGGCGUCAUCCCCGUGGCUGCCUGCACCUUCGACGUCCGAAACCUGCUGCCCAACCGAUCCUAUAAGUUCACCAUCAAGAGGGCCGAGACCUCCACGCUGGUGUACGAGCCCUGGAGGGACAGCCUCACCCUGCACACCAAACCGGAGCCCCUGGAGGGGCCCACCCUCAGCCACUCUGUCUGAGAGAUGAUUUUCUAAUAUUUAUCCACUAAUAAAGAAGAGUGUAAAUGCACAUACGGAAUUAAAGAAGCAAACCUAUUUAUGUUUUAAA
Messenger RNA from Pan troglodytes (chimpanzee), 2017 nucleotides. It is a transcript of the gene FNDC11, whose product is annotated as fibronectin type III domain containing 11. Lineage: Eukaryota; Metazoa; Chordata; Mammalia; Primates; Hominidae. Bases 904 to 1929 code for a protein of 341 amino acids. The record is from RefSeq and is a predicted model, not a curated record. Gene Ontology annotation, molecular function: protein binding. The transcript is spliced from 2 exons.